AGGACACAUGCAAUGAUUUUGGGUGAGCCUCUCGUAUAAAUUUCUAGGAUGACAGAUUCCUUGGAACCCCCUCAAACCAUAUACGAGGGCAUCACUCCACUACUUGCAAGAUACAGCGAUAAGAGGAAUUUAUGUGACAUCACGGACUUACCCCGUUCCCUGUUACCCCCAGGGAAAGAGGUAAGAUUGCUUCGCUUAGGGGCCGAGGCCAAUUCUUUGGAACCCCCCGGGCAUCCUGAAGUUCAAACUAACGAUCUCGGAAUCAAGAUCGCGGAGAAAACCGUACCAUGGCAGGAUAUCCACGACGACAUCACCCCGGAAGAGCACGUGGCAAUCCGCGAGGAAGAGACGCAGAUUAUGACCACGGUAUUCUCCUGGCGCGCCCGGAGGAGAAGGGACGGAGGUCCCGAUGAUGAGGUGGAGCUGUUGAUAGUGCAGGCGUGGCGCACGGAAACAGAGGGAGAACUUUUGGGCAUCGUGUUUGGCAAGUUGGAGGAAGGAAAUCUUGCCCUCAUCACGAGCGAGUUGUUGGUGUUCCUGGCGCAGCUGGUGGAGGAUCUGCCUCUCCACAUCCUAUCACGGUCCGAUAGCAAGCCCGGCCCCGACGUACUCGCCCGCACAGUCGCGCCUCAUCUGUUGUGGUCUACGUGUAUGGAGCUGGACGUGGAUAACUCCCUUUACCUAUCCCACGAUCUUUCCCUGGAAAUCAACGUUGCCGAUCUCGUACUGUGCGAUCCAGUCAUCCGGCGCGCGAACGCGCUGAUCGUCAACGACGAAGCAGAAGAAGGCGAGGAAGAGGAGGAAGAGGAGGAGGAAUCGCGAACGGAUCUGGACGACUCCGACUACCUCGGAGAAGAGGAGACCGAGGGGGAAGUGGAGAGAGAGGAAGAUAAGGAAGAAGAGAGAGAAGAAGAAGAGGAAGAGGAGCCGACGGAGGAAGAAAACGAGCCAGGUGAACCAAGCAGUCGACCCAGGAGAAGCAAAGAAGAAGAGUUGGCCGAAGCCCAGAGGCAACGAGAAAAGGCGGAAGGUAAGCAGCCGAUCGAGGAAGGACCCCCGCUGGAGCUGUUGUUAGGAGACCUGUCGCUCAACUGGGAGCCGCCGCAUGAAGAGCCCGAAGACGAUGGAGCUACCGCCAAGGGAUCAGGAAGCCACCGCUGCAGGAGGAGUGAAUCGCCAGCUCCGUCCCUUUCCCCACCCCGCCCUGCCCUUCGCCUUCGUAGAGAUGCGAGCGAUAGGCCUUCAUCCCCGGUCGUUAUCCCGCCGUCCCCAUGAUUACGUAAUGACCCCCCAACUCCCGGAUCGACCGCCUUUUCCCGAUGGAUGGUGUCCUUUACCAUCCACCCUC
Chara braunii is the source of this 1348-nucleotide messenger RNA. The record is from the annotation of a GenBank genome assembly. NCBI's taxonomy places the organism in Eukaryota, Viridiplantae, Streptophyta, Charophyceae, Charales, Characeae.